CUUUGUCUAGUGAAGAUGAACUAAACGAAUUAAAUGAAUCAAACGAAUUAAAUAAAUCAAAUGAAUUAAAUGAAUCAAACGAAUUAAAUAUAUCAAAUAUAUCAGAAAAUAUAUAUGACCUAGAAAGCGAAUCGAGUUUGAGUUCUCCUGAUCAAACUCCAUCACAAAAUAGCAGUGUUACUGUUACCAAUAGUUUGGGCAAAAGAAUUCGAAAAAAAAAAGUUACCCAUUCCAAAAGACCAAAAUCAAAGGAACCAAAUGAAGAUGGUAUUAAAAAAGCCUGCACUCAUGAAUAUGAAUCAACAACUGGAACGGGUAAUUUAAAAGCUUACCUUCGUCAACUUCACAGAAUUUUGCCCCCUGAAGAAAAUAAUAAUAAUAAUCAAUUAGCUAAGACA
This is a messenger RNA of Dentiscutata erythropus, 398 nucleotides long. The record is from the annotation of a GenBank genome assembly. NCBI's taxonomy places the organism in Eukaryota, Fungi, Glomeromycota, Glomeromycetes, Diversisporales, Gigasporaceae.